UGUCAUUAGCACUCCCUUUAAGUUGGACUCACUCUGUGUACUCCUUGUCCGUUGUUAUUGUUAGUUUAAACGUGUAUUGGUUGUAUGUCAGCUCCUUGGUUCAGUAAAAUACCCUGUUUUGUAGAAGUCCGUGUAUUGCCUCAUCUCUACUACACCAGCACGAUAACAGAACAACGGACCUAACCAUUGGACUUCCACAGCUAAAGAUGGGUAUUCUCCUCGUUCCUGUGCCCUCAAGAAGCCACCAGCAAAAGCUCUCAGCGGAGGAUCAUCUCAAGGCUCUCAGGCAGGACGGCCGCCUGCUGGAGAAGUAUGUGGAGGAGGUUCAUAUGAAAUUGUAUUCUCCUCGUCCAGUCCUCUCAGAAAUACAGGCGGCCUGGCCAGUUCACCAGCCGACGAAUUCCUCCACCUACCGCUCCAGUGGGCAUUCCCAAAUUGCCCUGUCUGACCCCAAACCCAAGCCAUCAAAAAAGAGAGCCACAGUGAGGUCCAGACGGCCCAAGAAGACAGCCGCUGCCUCAUCAGAACCUCCGUCUAAGCCUGUUGCUGAGCAACCCAAUUCUCCUAUGAAGCCUGCCUCUGAGCCUGAGUCACCACUCCCAGCAACACCCAUUCCAUUCCCUGCCGAGCCUGCUUCACCAGCCCACGAGUCCGCUCCACCAGCCCACGAGUCCGCUCCACCAGCCCAUGAGCCCGCUCCACCAGCCCACGAGCCCGCUCCACCAGCCCACGAGCCCACUCCAGCCCACGAACCCACGGCAUGCCACAAGCCCUUCCAGCCCCCCCUGAAUCUCCCAAAAAAAAAUUUUGCCCGCCCACGGCCCCUGACCCGCCACGGAGACUCUUGACCCGCCAUGACGGCCCGAACUCCUAGACCCACCCUGGAGACCUCCGCACCCAUCUGCACCUCCCCUCACACUUGCGUGGAGGUCUCCAGGGCACCCACCCCCUGCCCCUGCCCCAGUGUUACAGCACGAGGAUGUGCCUACUGGGGAGGGGGAGGUAAUGUCUCAGUCACGCCUUCCCGGACUCAGUUUCCCAGAAUCCUCCCUGCUCCAUCACCUGAUUGCACAUCCCUCGUCAGCUUUCCCACCAUCCCUGGAUUCCCUGCACCUGUGUGUUGCCUUGCACUCCUUGU
Messenger RNA from Megalobrama amblycephala (Wuchang bream), 1138 nucleotides. RefSeq names its product pollen-specific leucine-rich repeat extensin-like protein 3. The coding region runs from base 207 to 848 and encodes 213 amino acids. NCBI's taxonomy places the organism in Eukaryota, Metazoa, Chordata, Actinopteri, Cypriniformes, Xenocyprididae. The transcript has a single exon. The record is from RefSeq and is a predicted model, not a curated record.